CGCAGUAAUCGACAGCCCCCUCCCAUGAUUGCAUUUGCACUAGAUGGAGCCAUCAAGCAGGCGCGCGCAACGCCGCGUCGGCUGGUUUACCUGUACGACCACUUGGCCUUGUACAAAUUGAAGGGCCGGCGGUAUGCGCUCCUCGACAAGCUCGAGUCGCUAGAGGUAGACGUUGUUGGCAGAGACUACCGACUCACUGGAAGACAAAUCAAUCGAGGACAACCCGUACGUCUUGAACGAAUGCACCUACAGCAACGCAAAAUCGGCGCUAUUCCCCCAUUCAACGAGUUGAUCACAAUUGUGCCCGAGCUUGAAAUUUAACGGCACAAGAAGGUCAAUACCAUGUACAUGCACAUAACGGCGACGCUUUGGCCACGGCGAUCGUCAAGUACAAGCGGCUUGAUGUUGCAAAUAUCCGGGAAGUAGCGUCAUGUAGAGAUGUCGAGGGAAGUUCCCCGGAACUUUUCAGACUCUCCUGACGUGGUCGACAUGACAGGGCACAGUCGAUAAUACUUCGACAACACAGCGAAAAUUGUCCAACGAAAGAAAGCGCCGUUAGGUCGUUCGAACCCCGGCGACCUCCAACUCUAUCACGCGCUCCAGAGAUUGCUCAUGGAAUUUGACAUUCACUGAACCUAGCGGCACGCGCGCGUCGCGGUUGACCGUCUUCGUCAUGCCUUUUAAGUCCCACGAGCUAUGCGACGGGUUUUCCGCCAAAAAAGCGUCCAGGCUGUACGGGACGACCACUUCAAUGUGCUCGAGGCCGCUGUCGUAAUGGCUCCCGGGUUUCGGGGAGGGCACUUCGAGCACAUCCACGGUUGCGUUCGGUCGAUGGGGCAACACGAUCGGUGUCGACAGCUUAAACGACGCGACGAACCGACUUCCAACCACCGAUUCGACAAGCAAGUGGCCCAAAUGCGGCAGGACCGUCUUGGUCAAGUGAGAGUACUCGUUCUCCGUGUCGCAUCGAUAGCAAAUGUGAUCGAUCUGCCACGCGUCGUCAAACUUGACAGGAAGCGCAUGGAGCUGCGCUAGAACGUCCGUCACGAAGAGCGGCGCGCUGGAAGUCAAAUACGCCAAGAAUGAGUCCGGCGUCCAACCUCUCUUGUCUGGCGGCGCGACCGCCAUGAAUUCGUGAAACUGACUAGUAGUUCCGUUUUUACUACUAGUAUGUCCGAACAAAAAAUCCUAAAUUCAGCGACACCGAUCCUGAUUGAACUGG
Aphanomyces invadans is the source of this 1222-nucleotide messenger RNA. RefSeq lists its product as hypothetical. The transcript has 2 exons. Lineage: Eukaryota; Oomycota; Saprolegniomycetes; Saprolegniales; Verrucalvaceae. The record is from RefSeq and is a predicted model, not a curated record. Bases 697 to 1035 code for a protein of 112 amino acids.